This is a messenger RNA of Phoenix dactylifera (date palm), 2355 nucleotides long. Its product is annotated as NAC domain-containing protein 82. Lineage: Eukaryota; Viridiplantae; Streptophyta; Magnoliopsida; Arecales; Arecaceae. Gene Ontology annotation, biological process: regulation of DNA-templated transcription. The record is from RefSeq and is a predicted model, not a curated record. Gene Ontology annotation, molecular function: DNA binding.
GCUUCGGAUCGCUUCACAAAGCCAAAGCCGACCUUCGGUUGCUUCGAGCGCCUCCUUCCUCCCUCAAUGAAAUCCCCGCCAUUCACUCGGUUCUAACACCUUGUCUCUAUAAUAGCUCCGCCUAACCCCUCUAGGUUCACUGCUUCUUUGGUUCAAGCUUCCAAAUUCUAAGAAGUUUUGGGAUUUGGGUGAAGUUUCUGCUCUCAAAAUCUCAAUUUCUUCUGGACUUUAAAAACUUCAGUGUUUUAGCCUUCUAGGUGUCCGGAUUUACUUGAAUACUGUAGUUUGAGGGUUGUGUUCUGUUUCUCUUCAUUGGUUGGCAAGAGUUUCCAUUUUCACAAUAAUUUUUGUCCCUCCUUUCAAACACUUAUACGUUUGAGUAGCAUCAGUCAACUAACUGGGGAGCUUUAGCAUACUAAUUAGAAACUCGUGUUUUUUGAGAAGAAUGAUUUUGUUGUCCAAGGGUUGCAUCCUGUGGAACUUCUGCUUGGUUUUAGAAAAACUUCGCGUUGAGAAAAGCUUCUAUUUUUGGAUAUUCCAAAUUUUCAAUAGGUACAAUAUUGUCACAUGAAUGCGAAUUUCAUGAUCUUAGCGUAGGUUUCUUCUGUUUUCUGUUUUUUUUUUAAAAAAAAAUCCCAGAUGUGCAUUCUUCUGGAGAGCUAGCUUCUUCUUCUUCUUCUCUUUGGGGAAGAUUUGGAUUCUUUUCGGGUGUCAAAAUGAGUCCUAUGUCUCUGCCUCCCGGUUUCCGUUUCCAUCCCACAGAUGAUGAGUUGGUGGGAUAUUACUUGAAGAGAAAAGUGGAGGGGCUUAAGAUUGAGCUUGAGGUUAUUCCGGUGAUCGAUUUAUAUAAGUUUGAGCCGUGGGAGUUGCCAGACAAAUCAUUCCUUCCAAAGAGAGACAUGGAGUGGUUUUUCUUUUGCCCGCGAGAUCGUAAAUACCCAAAUGGUUCACGCACGAACAGAGCUACAGAAUCAGGCUAUUGGAAAGCCACUGGUAGAGACAGAAAAGUUGUCUGCGAGUCUUCGGUGCAUGGACUCAGGAAAACCCUUGUUUUCUAUCGUGGAAGGGCUCCUGGUGGAGAAAGAACUGAUUGGGUGAUGCACGAAUAUCGUCUUUGUGAAGAUCUUUCUCAGGGAUCUCCAAAUUUUGUGGGAGCUUUUGCUCUGUGCCACAUAGUGAAAAGAUAUGAUCAUGGGCAGAAGAUAGGUGAUCUUCAAGGAGAAUCCAGAGCUAAAAGGGGUCGCUUUUCUUCCAUGAUUGACUUCAGCCAAAAAAGGUGCUUCAACGAGGUCGGGAGUACCCCAGAAGAAAAUCAGUCCAUAGUAACAGAUAUGUUGACAAGAAGCAAUGGCUCGACUAGAAUCAACUCUCCAGAAAAUGGGAGUGGAACUGGGCUGCAUCAAAUUAUGAUUGAUUCUGAUCAGAGAGACUUCUGGGAUUCACAUGUUUCAGAUGCCUUGAAGGUUUCUUCACCAAAGGAAGGCAUAUAUGAAUCAAUGACUGCAAAUAUGUUCCCUAAUUCAAUAGAAAUAUGCACACCACGUAAUCUUUCUCUUAUCUCAUCCUAUGCAAACUUCAGAGAGGAAGCGUAUGUGACUGAUGAGCUUGAUGGUCAUGGAUGCUCUUCAUCUUUUGCAAGUCCUGCUUUCUGCAUGGACAUGUACAGCAAUGUGGAAGACGCCACGUUGCAGAGCCUUGAGUGGGAUACAGCAGAACUUAUGAAUGCAUCGUUCAGCGGAAUUGAAACCUGGAAUCGAGUAUUAUCCAUCCCCUUCAAUUCAUAGGCAAGAAAGCGAAGGAGAGGAAACCAACCUGUGGUUGCAGGAAGACAGUAUGGUCAUUGUGAAAUGAAAAUUUUCUCUAAAUGGACGCUAAUAGACUCCAACCAGUCUUAGUACAGAAGAGGCUGUUAAAAAGAUGAGUAAUAGAUAAUUAUGUGAUAUAGUUGACUGUAUGUUGCAAGAUCUCUGAGGCAAUGCCUUUUAGUAUUUGCUCUCAGAUAUAUGAUAUAUCAUAACAGUUCCUGCCUAAAUGUAUCAAGAAUCUGAUCUCCAGAACAACCUCCUUUAAUGUCUGUGCCUGGAGACCUAUAAAUUAAAGUUUGAGUAUCUACAAGAUUAGGCCACCACUACCUUGAUGGGGUAAUUAUUGGUUUUCAAUCUUAGGUAAAAGAGAUAUGUUAUAUGUACCAUAAGGUUUGCUUGUAACUUCUAUUAUUAACAACAAUAAGUACUUCUCAGGUGCACUGAGUACCACCAUGAGCUCUCUUCUGCAAGACAUGUAAAGUGAACUAUGUACUCUUGCUUGCCAUUUGUACUCAUUAUUUUGAGAAUAAAGAUGUAUUGUAAAUGUGAA